GUACCCGCACUCGACCUGAAGGAGGCCACGGCGAAGCUCUCUGCAGAGGAAAACCAAUCCACCUUUGCGAUAGGGACCGGUGGCUCUUUUUAUACUGUCAGACUUGCCAGCAACAGCCCAGUAGAAGACAACUUGUCACAUGGCCCAGCACGAGGAAUUGGCAAGGAUCCUUGGUACUACUGGGGUGUAUAUGACGGACAUGCUGGUUGGGCGACGUCUGCUGUCCUUCGAGAGUCCUUAAUCCCCUAUGUAUCGACACAUCUGAACGCCCUUCCAGAGUCGUCCCCUCUGUCGAAGACUGUAUCGGCUAUCAAGCAGGCGUUCACACAUCUCGACGAUGACAUAUUUGCAUACGCUCGACGUGCUAUAGCUCCUAAUACGUCUGCCACGUUCUCUGAAUCAAUAUCCGCUCUUGCCCCUGCGAUUGCUGGCUCGUGUGCCAUCUUUUCUGCAUACGAGCCUAGCACAUCUACACUCCAUACCGCAUGCACUGGAGACUCUCGCGCAGUACUUGGACGUAGCAAACCUAACAGUACUGUACAUACAUGCGAGCCCUUGUCCGUGGAUCAGAAUGGUUUCAAUCCUGACGAAAUUAAACGUCUCACUGAACUUCACCCAAACGAGCCGGAAAUGAUCAAUCCGAAAAAUGGUCGCUUACUCGGCUGGGCAUUGUCUCGUGCAUUUGGAGACUCGCGAGGCAAGUGGACAAACGCUGAGCAGACUACCUCAUUUGAACAGUUCUGGGCUCAAAAAAGUAUCGAGAAGAACAAGACCCCGCCUUAUUUUACUGCAGAGCCAGAAGUUACCUCGACAACAGUUGGCAACGGCGACUUUAUUAUUCUUGCUUCAGAUGGCCUAUGGGAUCACAUUACUUCUGAAGAUGCAGUAGAAUGUGUCUCUCGAUGGGCGGCAGCGGUCAAGCAAGGGAAAAUUGACCCAUCAGGUCCAACUAAACUACCAAGAUCAAAAUUCGAGAGAAGGCCAGCAUUCGAAAGAGAAGAUGAAGACUCGAGGUUCAUUACUUGGAGAGCAACACCUGAACAUUUUGUGGUUGAAGACAGCAACGCAGCCACGCAUCUAGUCAAGAACGCAUUUGGAGGUAGUAGAAGGGCACUGUUCUGCGGCGUGAUCGGCACAUACAGCCCGAUCAGCAGAUAUGUUAGAGACGAUGUGACGGUGCAAGUCGUGUUCUUCGGCGAU
Messenger RNA from Pseudovirgaria hyperparasitica, 1200 nucleotides. Its product is annotated as protein serine/threonine phosphatase 2C. The record is from RefSeq and is a predicted model, not a curated record. Gene Ontology annotation, molecular function: protein serine/threonine phosphatase activity. Gene Ontology annotation, biological process: protein dephosphorylation. The annotation marks the transcript as partial. The transcript is spliced from 2 exons. NCBI's taxonomy places the organism in Eukaryota, Fungi, Ascomycota, Dothideomycetes, Acrospermales, Acrospermaceae.